AUGGCCUCUGCAACAAACACUGCUCCUGUGGAGCGACUCCAGAGAGUCGAUGCGCAGCCGGAGAACCCCUACGCCUCCUUGAUUGAUGAGCAAAACAUUGCCAUCAUCCCAUCUUUCACACUCGAGUCUGGUGUUACCCUGUACAAUGUCCCUGUUGCAUACACUACACGCGGUGUUUUGAACUCCAAGGGUGACAAUGCUCUGGUCAUCUGUCACGCAUUGAGCGGCAGUGCCGAUGUCGCCGAUUGGUGGGGCCCUCUUCUGGGUGGCCCUGGUCAAGCAUUCGAUGUGUCACGGUUCUUUGUCAUCUGUCUGAACAGCUUGGGCAGUCCAUAUGGAAGCGCCAGCGCUGUCACAUAUAAGGAUGGUAAGCCUGAGAAUGGUUACUAUGGACCAGAGUUCCCCUUGACCACUGUUCGCGAUGACGUGAAUAUUCACAAGAUCGUCCUGGACGACUUGGGUAUCAAGCAGAUUGCCGCCGUUGUCGGAGGUUCCAUGGGUGGUAUGCUCACCCUGGAAUAUGCCUUCUUUGGCAAGGAUUAUGUCCGGGCUAUUGUGCCAAUUGCGACUUCCGCACGCCAUUCGGCGUGGUGCAUUAGCUGGGGUGAAGCCCAAAGACAGAGUAUCUACUCUGACCCCAAGUAUGAUGAUGGAUAUUAUACCUUUGAGGAUCCCCCUGCCACCGGCCUUGGAGCAGCCCGCAUGUCGGCACUCCUCACAUACCGUAGCCGUGACUCUUUCGAGUCGCGCUUUGGUCGUAACGUGCCGGACCCAUCCAAGCGGGUGAACAUUAACGGCGGUGAAAAGCUACCCACCCCUCCUAACGAGCACUGGGCCAUCCACAAUGAUGGACACCGGACCGGUCCGACAUCCCGUUCUAACAGCCGGCAGAACUCGCCAGUCCCACAGACCCAGACGGAGGUUCAGUUCAUGGACCCUCAGUUCUCGGGCACUAAAACUUUCUCCCCGGAGACUCCGGUCAAGACCGAUGCUACUGGUCGCCCACGCCCACCCACUUACUUCUCCGCGCAGUCUUACUUGCGCUACCAGGGAGAUAAGUUUGUCAAGCGGUUUGAUGCCAAUUGCUACAUUGCUAUGACUCGAAAACUCGACACUCACGAUGUGUCCCGCCACCGUGCCAGCGCAGAGUCAGAGAACCGUGUUCUUGAGGCACUGUCGCAGAUUGAGCAGCCUGCUUUGGUACUGGGUAUUGAAUCUGACGGCCUGUUCACAUUUGCUGAGCAACAGGAGGUUGCGGCGGGAAUUCCGGAUUCUCGCCUCAAACGCAUCGACAGCCCGGAGGGCCACGAUGCCUUCCUCUUGCAGUUCGAGCAGGUCAACCGUCAUAUCGUGGAGUUCUUCCAUGAGGUUCUGCCCGAUAUCAUGGCCCACACCAGUGCGGAGGGUGCGGCUGCCGUCGCGAGCGUCACCAAGCUCACCAAGAGCAGCAAAUUCGGUGAGGCUGAGGUGGAGGACAUUACCGCAUGGUAA
This is a messenger RNA of Penicillium odoratum, 1491 nucleotides long. It is a transcript of the gene met2, whose product is annotated as homoserine O-acetyltransferase. The coding region runs from base 1 to 1491 and encodes 496 amino acids. Lineage: Eukaryota; Fungi; Ascomycota; Eurotiomycetes; Eurotiales; Aspergillaceae. Gene Ontology annotation, biological process: L-homoserine metabolic process. The transcript is spliced from 3 exons. Gene Ontology annotation, molecular function: homoserine O-acetyltransferase activity. The record is from RefSeq and is a predicted model, not a curated record.